This is a messenger RNA of Fraxinus pennsylvanica, 699 nucleotides long. The record is from the annotation of a GenBank genome assembly. Lineage: Eukaryota; Viridiplantae; Streptophyta; Magnoliopsida; Lamiales; Oleaceae.
AUGACACUUGGGAAUACUCAAACUCAAGCCUAUGGUGAGCCAUCGUAUUGGGACAACCGCUACACAGAGGAUCCUGGUCCCUUUGAUUGGUACCAAAACUACCCUUCUCUUUCACCUCUCCUCCGCCUCUACAUCCACCACCACCACCGCGUCCUCGUUGUCGGAUGUGGGAAUUCCGCGUUUAGUGAGGAAAUGGUUGAUGAUGGAUAUGAGGAUGUUGUAAACAUUGAUAUAUCCUCUGUCGUGAUCGAGGCUAUGCAGAAGAAGUAUUCCAAUCGCCCCCACCUCAAAUAUAUCAAAAUGGAUGUCCGAGACAUGAGUACAUUUGAAACGGGAUCCUUUGAUGCUGUCAUUGACAAAGGAACUCUGGACUCUCUUUUGUGUGGAUACAACUCUAAGCAAAAUGCUACUAAAAUGCUUGAAGAGGUCUGCAGGGUUCUCAAGGAUAAAGGAGUAUAUAUGCUGAUUACAUACGGAUCACCGGUUUAUCGACUACACUUGCUGAGAGAUUCAUGCUCGUGGACAAUUAAAUUGCAUGUGAUAGAAAAACUUCCAUUGGCAGAUAGCUCAGAACGUCAGACAUGGGACCUGACUUCUCCUAUUUUAUUUGACGAUGGAGGAUCCUUGGAAACUGUUAUAGGGAAGAAUGCCGACUUACACUACAUAUAUGUCUGUACUAAGGAUAACUCUGGGAGGUAA